AUGGCGACGAUGACUGAGGGCGACAGACGUGGCCCCCGAAAAUCCGCCUGGCGACAAAGGUUCCGGUUCUUGCGCGCGCUCGUGUACGUGGGCCUGUUGCUGGGCUUCUUGUAUCAAGCUUCGGACGUGGUCGUCAACUACCUGACCUUCCCCACUGCCAACGACGUGCGGGUCGAAGGUCCAGAGCAGCUUCUCAUGCCGGCCGCCUCUGCAUGCAUCAGCAACUGGAUCAGUCAAGAGAAGCUGUGUGCCCGACAAGCAGAGUUCUGCAACUACAGUGACACCGAAGAAUACAAACAGCGCUUACUGCGCUUCCUGGACACGGCCGGUAACUUGGGAGAGCUAGCCAUGGACAGUGAAGUCAUUCUGCAAGUGGUCAUGGAGAACCCCGGAAUGUCCAUCUUCCCCAGCGGGUUUGCCAAGCAGCACCUGGUGCAGUCGUUCUCAAGGCUUCCAUACUACAUGUGCUUCACCUUCGACUGGAGGGGCAGCAACAGUCUGGUCAACUUUAAAGAGGACCCGCUCACGUACGAGAUGAGCAUGAUCGUGCUCUGGUAUCCCGACCGAUCUCCACGGCUCUCCCAAUACGAGAUGGACAUGACCUUCCACCACGUCGACAGCAUCAGCGCUGCCACCAAGCACACACUGCUGCUCAGGCCGUCGGGCAGCUACGAGUACAGCCUGCAACAGGUGAUGCCCCCUGGCGGCGCUUGCAACAAGCGCUGUCAGAGGAUGCUCAAGAGGCUGGAGUUCCCGUACGACACCAACUGCGUGGAUUAUGGAAAAUUGGAAAAGCUGGCUCACUAUCCAGCCUAUCACACUCAGGAAACGUGCUUCGCCGACUGCGUUCGUAACGAGACGAGGCGCCACUGCGGCUGCACGCUGACCGACUAUCCCUUCCGGGCCUUCCUCAACGAGACGUUCUGCGCGGGACGCCGGUCUCAUGGUGGGUGA
This is a messenger RNA of Dermacentor silvarum, 954 nucleotides long. RefSeq lists its product as uncharacterized. Gene Ontology annotation, cellular component: membrane. The record is from RefSeq and is a predicted model, not a curated record. Gene Ontology annotation, molecular function: ligand-gated sodium channel activity. Gene Ontology annotation, biological process: sodium ion transmembrane transport. NCBI's taxonomy places the organism in Eukaryota, Metazoa, Arthropoda, Arachnida, Ixodida, Ixodidae. Bases 1 to 954 code for a protein of 317 amino acids. The transcript is spliced from 8 exons.